This is a messenger RNA of Budorcas taxicolor (takin), 1077 nucleotides long. Its product is annotated as TNF receptor-associated factor 3-like. Gene Ontology annotation, molecular function: protein binding; zinc ion binding. Gene Ontology annotation, biological process: tumor necrosis factor-mediated signaling pathway; regulation of apoptotic process; protein K63-linked ubiquitination. Gene Ontology annotation, cellular component: plasma membrane signaling receptor complex. The record is from RefSeq and is a predicted model, not a curated record. NCBI's taxonomy places the organism in Eukaryota, Metazoa, Chordata, Mammalia, Artiodactyla, Bovidae.
AUGUCAGGUGGGCAGUGGGAUAUACAGGCUGAGCGCCGAAGAAUUGAUACGGAGUGUCCCUGCGUGGCGGUGCCCUGCCCGCACAAGUGCGGCGUCCAGACCCUCCUGAGGAGCGAGUUGAGUGCACACUUGUCAGAGUGUGUCAAUGCCCCCAGCACCUGUAGUUUUAAGCGCUAUGGCUGCGUUUUUCAGGGGACAAACCAGCAGAUCAAGGCCCAUGAGGCCAGCUCCGCGGUGCAGCACGUCAACCUGCUCAAGGAGUGGAGCAACUCCCUGGAGAAGAAGCGAGUCAUCGACAGCCAAGCAGAGAAACUGAAGGAGCUCGACAAGGAGAUCCGGCCCUUCCGGCAGAACUGGGAGGACGCAGACAGCAUGAAGAGCAGCGUGGAGUCCCUCCAGAACCGGGUGACCGAGCUGGAGAGCGUGGACAAGAGCGCAGGGCAGGCGGCGCGCAACACAGGCUUGCUGGAGUCGCAGCUGCGCCGGAUGCUGAGCGUGCACGACAUCCGCCUGGCCGACAUGGACCUGCGCUUCCAGGUCCUGGAGACCGCCAGCUACAACGGCGUGCUCAUCUGGAAGAUCCGCGACUACAAGCAGCGGAAGCAGGAGGCCGUGAUGGGCAAGACGCUGUCGCUGUACAGCCAGCCCUUCUACACCGGCUACUUCGGCUACAAGAUGUGCGCCAGGGUCUACCUGAACGGGGACGGCAUGGGCAAGGGCACGCACCUAUCGCUCUUCUUCGUCAUCAUGCGCGGCGAGAACGACGCGCUGCUGCCCUGGCCCUUCAAGCAGAAAGUGACGCUCAUGCUGAUGGACCAGGGGUCCUCGCGGCGGCACCUGGGGGAUGCGUUCGAGCCGGACCCCAACAGCAGCAGCUUCAAGAAGCCCACUGGGGAGAUGAACAUCGCCUCCGGGUGCCCUGUCUUCGUGGCCCAGACUGUGCUGGAGAACGGGACGUACAUCAAAGACGACACCAUUUUUAUCAAAGUCAUAGUGGAUACUUCGGACCUGCCGGACCCCUGACGCGUCCCCGGGGCGGCGGAUCGAGCAGAAGGCAACUCCUCCGGGGGGUUUGAA